Molecule: messenger RNA, 2277 nt
Organism: Rosa rugosa (rugosa rose)
Lineage: Eukaryota; Viridiplantae; Streptophyta; Magnoliopsida; Rosales; Rosaceae
Exons: 11
Coding region: 80-1723 (547 amino acids)
Biological process (GO): chloroplast organization
Cellular component (GO): chloroplast
Molecular function (GO): protein binding
Source: RefSeq, a predicted model, not a curated record
CCGACCCGACCCGUUUGCCCAAAUUCUCAUUAUCUCUUUCGCUCCGGCUUAGUUUCGGCUUUCACAGUUCUGCAACUACAUGGCAGCUUCUCUUCUUCUCCCUUCUCACUUCUUCAACACCUACAGGAUAAGCAAACUGUGCUUACAUCACAUGCAGUCAGCAAAUCCACACAAAGGCAUCACUUGCUUAUUCCCUGUUAGACCACUGGCCUCAAGGUCUUUUGCUUCAGUUGGGUCAGUAGAAAGUCAUGUCUCAGCUCCAAACAACACCCACAGGUCUGAAGGUUCUAAAACAUCCAAUGGGACGGAUAAUGAUUUCGAGAGAGAGUUACAGGAGUUGUUUGAUGAAGUGAAAAUGUUGGUUAUGAAUGGGAAUAAAGAUGAUGCAUUAGACCUACUUCGAGCAAAUUAUGAGGCUGUGAAGGAGAGGAUGGAUGUUGGUAUUAGAGGCAUUGAGGAAGCUGCUACGAUUGACAUCAUAGCUCUAGGGUACAUGGCUAUUGGCGACUUUAAGUUUGUCGAGUCAUUACUGGAUAUGUUGAAUGAGAUUGUUGGCAGUCUAAAGGAUGAUGAACCACUGCUGGAUUCAGUUCUGGUGCAUAUGGGAAGCAUGUAUUCAACUUUGGGGAAGUUUGAGAAAUCAAUGCUUGUAUAUAGGAGGGCAAUUGAUAACAUGGAGAACAUGUAUGGGAAAAAUAGUGUUUUUCUUAUCACACCAAUUUUGGGCAUGGCGAAAGUUCUCAGUUCUAUUGGAAGGACUACAAAAGCAGUAGAGUUAUACCAUCGUGCAAUAACUCUUCUCGAAUCUAGCAGAGGUGCUGAAAGUGAGGAUUUGGCCAUACCUUUGUUUGGUCUUGGCAGCCUUUUACUCAAACAAGGGAAACCUAUUGAGGCAGAAACUCCUUUUCUAAGAAUUUUAAAUAUAUACACAAAGUUGUAUGGAGAAGACGACGGAAGAGUUGGAAUGGCUAUGAGUUCCCUGGCCCAUGCCAAGUGUGCAAUGGGAAAGGCAAAUGAAGCAAUUGAUUUAUAUAAAAAGGCUCUUAAAGUCAUCAAGGAUUCCAAUUAUAUGGCUUCAGAUGACAGCAUAGUGGAGAAGAUGCGGAUAGAUUUGGCAGAAUUACUUCAUGCUGUUGGAAGGGGAAAGGAAGGCCGAGAGCUACUGGAGGAAUGCUUGCUGAUCACUGAGAAACACAAAGGCAAAGAGGACCCCAGCUCAGUGACACACCUUAUCAAUCUCGCAACUUCACAUUCGCGAUCAAAGAACUAUGUGGAGGCUGAGCGCUUGCUGAGGACGAGUUUGCAGGUCUUGGCAAAGACAGUGGCGCCCGAUGACCAAUCCAUCUCAUUCCCAAUGUUGCAUCUCGCUGUUACUCUCUACCAAUUAAAACGGGACGAAGAAGCAGAACAACUCGCCCUCCAGGCUUUGCACAUUCGUGAGAAAGCAUUCGGAAAGGACUCCCUUCCCGUUGCGGAGGCUCUCGACUGUCUGGUGUCAAUCCAAACUAGACUGAUGAGGGACGACAAAGCGUUACUAGAUCAGCUGAAGAGGGUUUUGAGCAUCCAAGAGAAAGAUUUCGGCCCCGAGAGCAAGGAGGUUUUGACAACCCUAAAAAAAGUUGUACAUUACUUAGACAAACUAGGCAGGAAAAACGACAAGCUCCUCUUGCAGAAAAGACUCUCCGCCCUUAGAUCAAAAUUCAAGCAACAAAUCCAACAAUAAUAGUAAUCAAACCAUCAUGGUUUAGUCUCACAAUUCUCAGCCUUGCAUUGCUCAUAUAGUCAAAUACAGUAAUGUAUCACCGUGUUUAACUCUGCGUCACGCAACGGAAUGCUGUUACACAACCGUCGUUUUCCUACCAUUUCCGACACGUCGUUUCUUCUUUAAGUGUUGGUUGGGGAGUGAUGUGAGAUAUUUAACGCCAUGAUGUCCGUAUCUCUAUGGUCCUAUUUUCUAACUUGCCCAUUUGCCAUGUUCCAUUUCGUCAUGGGUACAAGAUAGUGAGUUACACCAAUUACGGUUAACUGUGACCACUACGGAUUUUCCCACCAAAAUAGGACAACCGUCUCGAAGCGCAAGGUUUACAAGUACACAAAGCACAGAAGUAGUGUCGUAUAGUUGAGCCUUUUGCCGAAAGCAAAACGGUGAAGUAGGAGCCAAGAAAGGAGGGUCUUCCUCUGUGUCUGUAUCUCUGUCUUUAGAUCUCGGAAAACGUAUGCAAAAUCCAGAAGACAGAACCCAUCUUUUUUGUAAAGAUAGAUAAGGGUAAUGGCAGC